UGGCCGUGAUCUUCCCGCGGUCCUUCUCGACGCCGCGCCGCAUCGGCUUCUUCUGCCACGACGACUCGAUCCGCUUCCCCAAGGUGCCGGACACCAUCUCGGACGGCAUGGUGGCCCUCGUCACGCUCGUCAUUCCCUCCGCCAUGAUCGCGCUGACCGAGGUGGUGCGCACGGGCCGCGCCAUGCCCAGCGGCCUGCGCUGGCGGGGCGCCGACGUGCCGCUGUGGCUCGUCCGCGUCUACCGCCACAACGGCGUCUUCAUCCUGGGCGCCGGCCUGGCCGAGCUCACCGUCGACCUGGCCAAGAACUACGUCGGCCGGCUGCGGCCCAACUUCCUGGCGGCGUGCAACCCGGUGACGCCCGGCGACGCCUCCUCGUACACCAACCUGUGCGCCGCGGCCACCCCGGGCAACCCCGUGUACAUCCCGCCCAGCGCCUACGUCUGCCUCGGCGACCCGGACGACGAGAAGGAGGCCAGGGCGUCCUUCCCUUCGGGCCACUCCGUCCUCGCAUUCUACGCAGCUGUCUACCUCGCUUUGUUCGUGCAAUCGCGGCUGAAGCGCUCGACGGGCACCCUGGCGCUGCUGCGGCCGCUCGUGCAGUGGCUGGUGCUGCUGGUCGCCUGGUGGAUCGCCCUCUCGCGCAUCGUCGACCACAUGCACCACCCGGGCGACGUCCUGGCCGGCGCCGUCAUCGGCACCCUCUUCGCCGCGCUGCAGGCGUUCCUGGUGAGCGGAAUGUUUGCCGACGAGAGGGCGCCCGCCGACCAGCUCGUCGUUCUCAGCCCCACCAAGACCUACACGUCGCCAAACUGCGUCUGAUUCGUGUGCCUCAUUGGAGUGGCUGCUGUCCUCACGGAAUCAACGCCGGUCAUUUGAAACUUAAGAAACCAUGUGUGUGGUAGUUGACAGUGUGGACCUCCUACUCAUUUCGUCUUAGUGACCAAUCGAUUCUCAAGCCGCAAGUUUUCUGAUAUGUCUGAUGACAGAUGUUAACAGUAUUAAUCAGGCACCUCCUAAAACGUAAAAUUUAAGAAAUUCGUUGUGUGAAAUAGCUGGUUAAGUUAGAUUGUGUUUUGGGUUUUCUUACCUGUACAGUCCCAUAGGAAGUUUCCUCUUGAACUAUAUUUAUAUGCCACACUUUCAUCGUCCAUAUUUGGCAAAUCUUGCCCGAAAGUGAAACAGAAAUUCGCUGUUCAGUUUUUUUUACUUUUUCUUUCAGUGUUCUGGCAACAUUUUAUUGGCUAGCAAUAAACCAAUUUUGUCUGUGAUGGGCCACUUGCGCCAAGUAUUGUUGACUUUGUAUAUUUUAUGUUCCAUAGCAUUUAUUUAAGAUUUUUAUUUUUGUCCUUUUUUAAUUUUUAGAAAGAUUAAGCUAUCUUUAUCAUAGUGUAUCAGACUAACAAUAAUGUUUGUUUUGUUUCUUAAACACUGAGUGUGUUCAAAAUGGCUAUCCUAUAGAGUCAGCUUGAGAAAGUAGCAUAGACAGAUUUAUUAUCACAUUUCUUUUUAGUGUGCACCCUUAAGAUUAUUAGCUCGUAAGUUUGUAAGUAGUUGCUUGAACGUCUUUUAGAUUCUGCUGUCUGUGCAAAAUUAUGACAAAGCGUGAGAUCGAAUUUAUCUCAUUAAAUUACAUUAGUGCAUAGUUCAUAGUUACUGCAUCCAACUGAGAACCAUUUAUAUUCUCAGAGAUCUGCUGUAUGAGAUUAUUUCGUUGACAAAAUGGAUAGAUACGUUCCAUACAUAUGUUCCAUACAUAUGUUCCAUACAUAUGUUCCAUACACAUGUUCCAUACUUAUGUUCCAUACAUAUGUUUCUUUCGCAAUUUUGAAAAGAAAUUCUAAUCCCGAACGAUACUUUUUAUUUGAAAAACAAAAAUAAAACACCGACCAUUA
Molecule: messenger RNA, 1894 nt
Organism: Frankliniella occidentalis (western flower thrips)
Lineage: Eukaryota; Metazoa; Arthropoda; Insecta; Thysanoptera; Thripidae
Product: putative phosphatidate phosphatase
Biological process (GO): signal transduction; phospholipid dephosphorylation; phospholipid metabolic process
Molecular function (GO): phosphatidate phosphatase activity
Source: RefSeq, a predicted model, not a curated record